Messenger RNA from Colletotrichum abscissum, 309 nucleotides. RefSeq lists its product as uncharacterized. The annotation marks the transcript as partial. The record is from RefSeq and is a predicted model, not a curated record. The transcript has a single exon. NCBI's taxonomy places the organism in Eukaryota, Fungi, Ascomycota, Sordariomycetes, Glomerellales, Glomerellaceae.
UUUUCGAAGAAGAUCUAUGCUAGGCACCUAAAAUUCGAAGGUGUUCAGUACAUCGGCCAUCUGAGGAACACGCCUGGUGGCAACCAGGAUUUCCUUUUGCUUGACCCAAGUCUCUCAACAUUCAUCGACAGCUUGUACAUUGCGAGCGAUCACCUCGGUAUUCGGCACUUGUUGUUCGCUGACUCGUGGAAACCAUGCGCGAUUGAACAAGAAAUUGGCAUAUGGUGGAAAGCCGUGAAACUGGAAGACGUUGGUGGCCUCAUUCGGAUCCGCAGUGACGUGAGCUUUAGUGUACUGCAGCGAUUCUAG